This is a messenger RNA of Gregarina niphandrodes, 1659 nucleotides long. Its product is annotated as AAA-ATPase. Lineage: Eukaryota; Apicomplexa; Conoidasida; Eugregarinorida; Gregarinidae. The record is from RefSeq and is a predicted model, not a curated record. The transcript has a single exon. Bases 1 to 1659 code for a protein of 552 amino acids.
AUGGGGCUUACUCUUGGCAUUCAGAGUUUCGAAGACGUUUUUCUUUGCCAGUACGUGGAUAAGACUGAGCAGGUUUGGGAGAUUGCCAACGCCGGUAGGCCGUGUGUGCUCAGUCGGCCUCGACGUUUCGGGAAGAGUCUUCUAAUUUCCACGUUCAAAGCUUACUUCCAGGGUCGGAAAGAUCUCUUUGCCGGACUGGCGAUUGAGCCGUUGGAAAAGAAAUGGGAGCAGUACUCCGUCCUACAUCUCGACCUGAGCCCGUUUGAGUACUAUCCACCUAGCAGUUCGGCCCCCAGUUGGGCCCGCAGUUCGGUAGACGAGCAACAGACUAAGCUAGAGAAGAUCCUGAGUGACAAGCUACUUGAGUGGGAGACGGAAUUUGGUGUAAAUGAGAACGAAGGGACUCUCAGCGAACGCUUCGCUCGAAUCAUACAGCACACAGCCGAACAAUCCGGCAAGGGUGUAGUUGUACUCAUUGACGAAUACGACAAACCUUUACUGGAGACCCUUUGUUCCCAAGACCUAUUGAAAUCCCAUCUCUCUGUGCUGAAUUCAUUUUACAGUGUUCUGAAACGUGAGGAACGGCACCUAUACUUUGUCUUUCUCACCGGCAUUACGAAACUAGCGCAGGUCAGUGUCUUGAGCGAGAUCAACCAACGGAACGGUAGUAGUCUUGACCGUGAUUUCCCUACCCUUUGCGGCUUCACUCGAGAAGAACUGACUACGAAGUUCCGCCGUCAAAUCGAGUCGUUAGGAGAGUCGCACGACAUAAGUAUGGAGGAAACACUUGCCGUUUUGACCCGUCGAUACGGGGGUUACCGCUUCCAUCACAGCGGUGAACAGUUGUUCCAACCGUGGAGUGUACUAAUGGCCUUUCACGAGGGAAGAUUCGGCGAUUACUCAAACCAUAUUGGCAUUCCCAAAAUUUUGAAAUGGGUAGUAGAAAAUAGAAGCAGUGACCUGGUCCCUUUACUGACUGGCGUCUCUCUUGAUGGCUCCGACAUGGAUCCGACGUCGGGUACGGUCUUGAAGCCAGCGGUUGAACCUGGGUCAGCGAAGUACCUCAAGUCCUUAGGCGAAGCGCUUCAAGAUCCUUUUCUUCUGACUUACCUCUGCGGGUAUAUCACCGUAAAGGAUUACGACAAGCGCUUCGACAUCUACCAGUUAGCGUUCCCUAAUGAUGAAGUCCGAUUGGGUCUUGCAAAAUUCGCGCUUCUGAUACGCACACCUGUGCCCGACAAGCAGCGCAGAUCUUUCAUUCGGAAGCUGGUAAAGAGCCUGGAGGCCGACAGGCUUAAGAGUUUCUUCGCUACGUUCGAUUGCUUCUUGCCCGUCAAUAGCCGGCUUGAACCCUUUCCGGCUCAUAAUUGGCCAUUAAUCGUGCACCUGGUGUUCUGCCUCAUGUCAGAAUUCAUUAAAACGCGAACUCAGUUCUUCUCAGAUGGUGCCGGUGCUGUCGUGGACACAACUGAGCGCGUCUACAAGUUCCUUUUCAAGCUGGACGGCACCGCUAGGGAGGCUCUCGACCAAGUGAAGACCUCUCUCACAGAAAAAGAGAAGAAUGAAGAAGCCCGCACGACUGUGGAAAUUGGAGCAAGGAUUAAUUGCGAUGGAAGGUCUGUGGUAUGGGAGAUUCAGCGUCAGGAAAAUUUCCAAUAG